Paramecium octaurelia is the source of this 248-nucleotide messenger RNA. The record is from the annotation of a GenBank genome assembly. Lineage: Eukaryota; Ciliophora; Oligohymenophorea; Peniculida; Parameciidae.
AUGAAAUUUUAUUCCAGAUCUCUAUAUAAUAAGGAUUCAACCUUAUAUUCUAUAAUGUGUAUAAUUCAUGAAAGUUUAGAUGCAGCUAAUAAUCUGCAUUUUAAGUUUUAUGUGAAAAUGUAGAAGGAGCGAUAUGCUUGUAAAAUCAUAGUAUUUUAUUAAUUUUUCAUUAGGUAAAAAAUACUUUAUAUAUUAGAAGAGAUAAGCUAAAUGAUGGAUUUUGUUUGUUUAUUAUCGCAAUUAUAUGA